AUGGAAGAAGCGUCUCAGCACAACACGAGCGAGGAUUGUUGGAUCGUUAUUGACGGCAAGGUUUAUGACGUUUCAAGUUAUUUGGACGAGCAUCCAGGCGGAGAUGAUGUCUUACUUAGAGCCACCGGAAAAGACGCCACAGAAGAAUUUGAAGAUGCCGGGCAUAGUAAAACUGCAAGGGACCAAAUGGAGCAAUUUUUCAUUGGGGAACUCGAUCAGUUGCCACCUCCUAUUCCCGAGCUCGAAAUUGUACACAAAAAGCAAGAAUUUAAGGAGCGGCUCGAGAAUGUGCUGAACCUGAGCAAACAAAACUGGGUUUUCCCUGUUGCUGUUGUUAGCUUAUCAGUGGCUGUUGGUGUGUUAUACCUAAAGAGGAAGUAG
This is a messenger RNA of Striga hermonthica, 381 nucleotides long. The record is from the annotation of a GenBank genome assembly. Lineage: Eukaryota; Viridiplantae; Streptophyta; Magnoliopsida; Lamiales; Orobanchaceae.